AAAGAUUAGCAGUCAGUCUGAUCAUUGUUCUUCAUUUGGUUGAGCGCGCUUAACACUGAGGAAACAGCAGUCAUGCCUAAAAGAAAGAUAAAUCUGCUGGAGGUUUGGCGUCGGAAUCGCUCUGCUCACCCAAACAGAGCCAAGAAUUUAAGACUAUGGCCUCAUCAACUGUCACAGUUGAAGGACCCGGAGGUGGUGGCAUCUCUGACCCAGCAGAAUGCCAAAAUGGCGAGUUUACUCCCCCCUACAGGCACAGAUGUGUUCCGGCCCUUCACUCAGGAGUCGCUCGCCAAGAUCGAGCGAUGGAUGGCAGAGGAGGCCAUCGAGCAGGAGCGGCUGAAGGCUGAAAAUAUUGAGGUGGGUGAGGAAGACCUGCCCAAACCCAGCAGUGAUUUGGAGGCAGGAAAGGUCCUGCCUUUCAUCUAUGGAGACCCCCCAUCAAAGCUUCUCAAUGUGCCUCUGGAGGAGUUGGAUCCAUAUUACAGAGCAAAAAAAACUUUCAUUGUGAUCACCAAAGGAAAUACAAUAUACAGAUUCAGUGCUGAACCCGCCUGCUACAUUCUGAGUCCAUUCAGCCCCAUUCGACGAUUUGCCAUCCGAAUACUCAUACAUUCAUUGUUCAGCAUGUUUAUUAUGAUAACCAUCAUGUCAAACUGUGUGUUCAUGACCAUGAGUGACGCACCAGCCUGGAGCAAAACAGUAGAGUAUGUUUUCACUGGCAUUUACACCUUUGAGGCAACAGUAAAAGUGUUAUCCAGGGGAUUUUGCAUGGGUGAUUUCACAUUCCUUCGAGACCCGUGGAAUUGGCUGGAUUUCAUAGUCAUCACCAUGGCGUACCUCACAGAGUUUGUGGACCUGGGAAACGUGUCAGCUUUAAGGACCUUCCGUGUUCUCCGUGCCCUCAAAACGAUCACUGUGAUUCCAGGUCUGAAAACCAUCGUUGGAGCCCUGAUUCAGUCAGUGAAGAAACUGGCAGAUGUCAUGAUCCUCACUGUCUUCUGUCUCAGCGUGUUCGCUCUCAUCGGCCUGCAACUCUUUAUGGGAAAUCUGCGGCAAAAGUGCGUCAUUUGGCCUCCGACCUUUGAAACCAAUGAAACCCUGAGCGCAGACUUCAAUCACACAAGCUUUAAUGACACGGAAAAUGGCAACAGCACUUUUAACUUCCAGGAAUACAUUAAUAAUCCAGUGAAUUAUUACUACCUUGCUGGCCAUGUAGAUCCAUUACUCUGUGGAAACAGUUCUGAUGCAGGAAAGUGCCCUGAGGGAUUCAUGUGCUUGAAGGCCGGCCGAAACCCAAAUUUUGGCUACACCAGUUAUGACUCCUUUGCAUGGGCUUUCUUAGCGCUUUUUCGGCUAAUGACUCAAGACUUCUGGGAAAACUUAUUCCAGUUGACCCUCCGGGCCGCUGGGAAGACCUACAUGAUCUUCUUUGUGAUUGUCAUCUUCUUGGGCUCCUUCUACCUCAUCAAUCUGAUUCUGGCUGUGGUGGCGAUGGCGUACGCAGAGCAGAAUGAAGCCACCAGAGCAGAAGCUAAAGAGAAGGAGGAAGAGUACGCAAGAAUCCUGGAACAACUCAAAAAACAAUCAGAGCAGAAGCAUGCAAUACACGGCAGUAAUUCAUCCCCGUGCAGCAAAAAUAAAGACGAAGAUGAUCAAAGCUUUGAUGGAAAGGUGUAUCAUGACUUUGAUGGCAUCGCGCUGAAACCUCUUUCAGAUAGAGAGUGGACUACCGAGAUUGCAAACGCAUCCAGGGGGAGUAUGACCUACCUCGAAGUGCCUGGUGCACAUAUAAGAAAACAAAGUGCAGUGAGCGCUACAGAAAACACUUUAGAGGAGCUGGAGGAUAUUCAAAGGCCGUGUCCUCCCUGCUGGUACAAGUUUUCCGACAUAUUCCUGAAAUGGAAUUGUUGCAUACCGUGGGUGAAAUUCAAGAAGAUUAUCUACUUAAUUGUAAUGGACCCUUUGGUGGACCUGGGCAUCACCGUCUGCAUUGUGCUCAACACAGUGUUUAUGGCCAUGGAGCAUUAUCCAAUGACUGUAGGCUUUGAAAAUAUGUUGACUGUGGGGAACUUGGUUUUCACGGGUAUCUUCACGGCAGAGAUGGUUCUAAAACUUAUUGCGUUGGACCCAUAUGAUUACUUCCAGGUUGGCUGGAAUAUUUUUGAUAGCAUCAUUGUGACCAUGAGUUUGGUGGAGCUGGGCUUGGCCAAUGUUCAGGGCUUAUCUGUACUGAGGUCCUUCCGUCUGAUGCGUGUUUUCAAGUUGGCAAAGUCAUGGCCAACCCUUAACAUGUUGAUAAAGAUCAUCGGCAAUUCGGUGGGAGCCCUUGGAAACCUGACCCUCGUCCUGGCCAUCAUCGUCUUCAUCUUUGCUGUGGUGGGGAUGCAGCUUUUCGGAAAGAGCUACAAGGACUGUGUUUGUAAGAUCGCAGAGGACUGCACGCUGCCCCGCUGGCACAUGACGGAUUUCUUCCACGCGUUUCUCAUCAUCUUUCGUAUACUGUGUGGAGAGUGGAUCGAAACCAUGUGGGACUGUAUGGAGGUGGCUGGACAGGCCAUGUGCAUCAUUGUCUUCAUGAUGGUCAUGAUUAUUGGAAACCUGGUGGUGCUGAAUCUCUUCCUGGCUUUGCUGCUCAGCUCCUUUAGCGGGGACAACAUGGCAGCCUCUGAUGAUGAUGGAGAGACAAACAAUCUUCUCGUCGCCCUUUCUAGAAUCACAAGAGCCAUCGACUGGGUUAAAGCGUUUGUCAUCGGGCACAUGAGACAGUUGCUGGGCCUGAAGUCGAAGGAAGAGGCCAGGAAAGAUAAUAAAGAGGACGAUUCCAAACAGGACAUAUUUACUUCCAGUACGACAAUCAUCAGCGUGCCUAUAGCAAACGGUGAAUCUGACCUGGAAAGCCCUUACGAGGAAGGUGACAGUAUUUCCGAAGACGACGACAAAGAGGCUAUUGAUGGAAACAACAAAAUAAAAGAUGGCGAUGAAUCUUCAACGUGUAGCACAGUGGACAAUGCCCCUGGCAUGAAAGAUAUGGAAUCAGAGAUUGAAGAGGAUUCAACCAUCCCUCAGGACUGCUACACAGAACAAUGUAUCAUGCGAUGUCCUUGCUUGGAUCUUGACAUUACGGAAGGUAAAGGAAAAGUGUGGUGGAACUUCCGUAAAGCCUGCUUUACUAUCGUGGAAAACAGCUAUUUUGAAACCUUUAUUAUCUUCAUGAUUCUGCUCAGCAGUGGGGCUUUGGCAUUUGAGGACAUUUACAUGGAACAACGGAGAACGAUUAAAAUCAUCCUUGAAUAUGCAGAUCAGGUUUUCACCUAUGUGUUCGUCAUUGAGAUGCUUCUGAAAUGGGUAGCCUAUGGUUUCAAGGUCUAUUUCACGAAUGCAUGGUGUUGGCUGGAUUUUUUCAUCGUUGAUGUGUCCCUGAUCAGCCUGACAGCAAAUAUUUUAGGCUACUCUGAACUGGGGGCCAUUAAAUCUCUCCGAACUUUGAGAGCUCUGAGACCUCUUAGAGCUCUGUCCAGAUUUGAAGGAAUGAGGGUGGUGGUGAACGCCCUGAUAGGAGCCAUCCCCUCCAUCUUUAACGUUCUCCUGGUGUGUCUCAUCUUUUGGCUCAUCUUCAGCAUCAUGGGGGUGAACCUUUUCGCUGGAAAGUUUUACUACUGCUUCAACACAACAUCAGAACAAAAAUUCCUUCCCUCUGAGGUCAACAAUAAGACUGAGUGCUUGGAGCUCGCCGAGGCCGGCCAUGAUGUGCGAUGGAUGAAUCUGAAGGUCACCUAUGAUAACGUUGGCAUGGGCUACCUCUCCUUACUGCAAGUGGCAACAUUUAAAGGGUGGAUGGACAUCAUGUAUGCUGCGGUGGAUUCCCGUGAGAUCGAAACGCAGCCGGAGUAUGAGUCCAAUCUCUACAUGUACCUUUACUUUGUUAUUUUCAUCAUCUUUGGCUCCUUCUUCACGCUUAACCUUUUCAUUGGUGUCAUCAUUGAUAAUUUCAACCAGCAGAAGGCAAAGUUUGGGGGUAAAGAUAUCUUCAUGACAGAGGAACAGAAAAAGUACUACAACGCCAUGAAGAAACUUGGCUCCAAGAAGCCGCAGAAACCCAUACCGAGACCUGCGAACUGCUGUCAAGGCUUGGUAUUCGACUUUGUCACCAAGCAGUUCUUUGACAUCUUCAUUAUGGUCCUGAUCUGCCUGAACAUGGUCACCAUGAUGGUGGAGACGGAUGACCAGAGUGAAGAGAAGGAAUUUUUUUUGUACUAUAUUAAUCUGUUCUUCAUUGUGAUCUUCACUGGGGAGUGCAUUCUCAAACUCAUCGCCCUGCGCUAUCACUACUUCUCUGUCGGCUGGAACAUCUUUGAUUUCGUGGUGGUCAUUCUUUCAAUCGUAGGUCUUUUACUGGCAGAUCUUAUCGAGAAGUACUUCGUUUCGCCCACCCUUUUCCGUGUCAUCAGACUGGCCAGAAUCGGUCGCGUCCUGCGGCUCAUUCGAGGUGCCAAAGGCAUCAGGACGUUACUGUUUGCGUUGAUGAUGUCACUUCCUGCCCUCUUCAACAUCGGCCUCCUACUUUUCCUAAUCAUGUUUAUUUUCUCCAUCUUCGGCAUGUCUAACUUUGCGUACGUCAAGAAAGAAGGCGGCAUUGAUGACAUGUUCAACUUCGAGACCUUUGGGAACAGCAUCAUAUGCUUGUUCAUGAUCACAACGUCCGCCGGCUGGGACGGACUGUUGUCGCCAAUUCUCAACAGUGCCUCACCAGACUGCGACCCAGAUGUGGAGAACCCAGGCUCAUUCGUCAAAGGCAACUGCGGGAGCCCGGCUGUAGGAAUCGUCUUCUUCUGCAGCUACAUUGUCAUGUCUUUCCUCGUUGUGGUUAAUAUGUACAUCGCCAUUAUUCUCGAAAACUUCAACGUGGCGACGGAGGAGAGCAGCGACCCCUUGAGCGAAGACGACUUUGAGUUGUUCUACGAAACCUGGGAGAAGUUUGAUCCCACCGCAUCUCAGUUCAUCGGUUACAGCGUGCUGUCGGAUUUCUGCGACACAUUGAAAGAGCCGCUGAGAAUCGCUAAACCCAACAUGAUCAAGUUAAUCAAGAUGGACCUUCCCAUGGUCCAUGGAGACAAGAUCCAUUGUCUGGACCUUCUGCUAGCUCUUACAACAGAGGUGCUGGGAGAUUCCGGCCAGAUGGAUGAGAUGAAGUCAACUAUGGAGGAGAAGUUUAUGGCGAACAACCCGUCGAAAGCUUCGAACGAGCCCAUCACCAGCACUCUUAAACGGAAGCAUGAAGAGGUGGCUGCCUCCACAAUUCAAAAAGCUUACCGUGCGCACGUACUCAAACGCUCCCUCAAACACGCCUCGUAUAUGUACAGAGAGAAAACAAACGCGAAGAGAAAAGAUGAGGAAUCUCCAGAGAAAGUAGGGAUGGUAGCUGAGAAAAUGAGCCAGUGUUAUGGAGAUCAAGCCUUUGAGGACGACCAAGCUCUCGGCUUCUCUUUUCCCCAGCAAGGAAAAAAGCAGCAGAAAGCAAAGUGUCCUCCGGUGAGGGUUCAGAGUGAUGUGAUCUUACAUUCUGCCCCCUUUUCCAUCCGUGACUCCGUUGUAGAGAACUUGAGAGAGUCCAUUGUGUAGAAGCAUCCACCCUCAAUAUACACAAAACCAGGAAUGCACAACAAUACUGAGACCCUUCAGGAGACUGUUUGUUCAUCUUCAGAGUUGAACUAUGGCACAUGUGUUAAAAAAAAUUAAGAGCGGUUACCUGACUGGGAUGUCAAAUGGUAAAGAAUUUUGAUCAGUAUAAUUGAUGCAAUCCUUGCGGAUCAGACAAUCACUGACUGUUUGACGAACGGCACUGGAAAGGUUUGGGCUGUAAACUUGACCUCCUAGUGCAUAUAUCAAAGCAGCCAAAAAUGUUUUUGAUGCACAGACCCUUAGAGAACGCUAGAGAAAUUCAGAAGGGUUUUUUUAUGUUUUUUUCAGGAUUUAAAGCUAUAGAUUGUAAGCACAACAACAUUGCUUACUAACCAUUCAACUCAUACGCUCUUAAAAAUAAAGGUUCUUAAAACUAACUGUACAGUUCCAUGAAAAACAACAGAACCUUUACAUUGCUGAAAGACUCAUGGUAGUGACAAAAAACCUAUAAAGCUUAAGCAAGAAAUGGUUCUUUGGCUAAAAGGGAAAGGCUGCACAGAACCGUUCACAGAAACAUUAUUUUUAAGAGUGUUGUAUACUUCAAUCCCCUUUAUGGAGGUAUGUUACAGAUAACUUAUCUAACUUUAUUUCAUUUCAGUUAUUUUGUCAUUUAACUAUUAGAGAUUUUUGUUACUAAAACAUUUUUCACUGUUCAAUGUAGCUGUAGGUUAAAAAUUUGCACUAACAGUAAAAAUAUAAUUUAACAAUGAAAAAAAUAUAUUUAAAAGCAUUAGUCUUACUAGUUCACUGUUAAACCAUGUAUUAUUACUUUGCCUUGCUGCCUUAUUCAGAUCUUACUAUAGCAAAUAUUUCAGUGGUCUUUUAAUACAAUAGUACUCUGGUAGUAUUGUAAUCACUGCCUAAUACAAGCAUUAAACGAUUAUCUUAAAAACAUCUUGCUGCUGUUAAGGAUGAGCUCAGAACAUAUCAUUAAAAAUACAAUAUGCAAUUUAGUGCUUCACUGCCCAACUAAACAUUCUGUCAUGUAAAUAUGGAUCCUGUAAUAUUUGCCUUUGAGGUUUUUUUUGCCUUAUGAGCCUUUCUUUAAAUGCAAAUUUGCUCGUUCCAAGUAUAAAGUCUGUGAAAUCCUAGGUUUAUUGAAUAACAUUUUUUUGGAUACGCCAAUACCCUCAUACUGUGGAGACACUGUCUGUGAUGUUCUUUAAUAUAGACAUUUAUUUCUUGCUUUAUUUAUUUCUGAACCUUUUUUAAAUGUAACAUUUUGUACUUUUUUUUAGAUUUAUUUCAUUUAAUGGAGCGCUAAUGUUUAGAAGCUGAUGUUUAUUAACCCCCUUUUAAGGUUUUUAGUUUCUUGAGCUUCAACCCUUCACUUUUAUUUAUGGGAUUCUUAACUUAUAUUUUUUCUAAUGCAAACCAAAGGUUAGUAAAGAUAUUUAUUUUUGCUUUAAUAAGCCAUAUUUUGAGGUUUCCAAGUCAUGUGGAUUUUUAUUUAGGUCUUAAGACAUAAAAUCUAAAUUAGCACUUUGAUGAAAUGAUAGCUGUCCAUCACUUCAAGAUAAAUUAGUAGUUGUUUACAGCAUUAGUUAACAUAUAAUAAUUAAUAGAUGAUAUGUGACAAAUUAGAAUAUCAAUGAAAUCCAGUUCUGAAUGUCAUUUUAUACAACAAUGGAAAAAGUCUGUUUUCUACUUACCAUACUUACCAUAAAGCGAAUUGUGUAAUGUCGACAUGAAUGCAAUAUAAAUACAAGAAGAAUGAUUUAAGCUGGACUUUACUGUUCUGCUAGCCAAUGACAACAUCUGUUACUUCUUCACAUCUGCUGAAUGCAUGUUGUUGAUGUCACAUUUUGCAGUUGUACAUUUUACUGUAUACUCUUUCUCUGUUUACAUUAUUGGAAUAAACAUUUUGUUGACUCUUUGCUUGUUUAUUAAAUUGAGGGAUUAUAAAAUUGAAGUAGCAAAACUUAAGGUUAAGGAAUAUACAUUUUAAAGGAACAAUCAAAAAACGUCUUGUAUUAGAGUUGAUAUGGCAAACAUACGCCAUCUAGUGCUCAAACAAUAAGACCCCUUAAACGGAAAGUUCACCCAAAAAUGAAAAUUCUGUCAUCAUUUACUUACCCACCUUAUUUCAAACCUGCAUGACUUUCUUUCUUUAGCAGAACACAAAAGAAGAAAAACCGUUGGUCCCCAUUGACUUGCAUUGGUUUUGUGUCCAUACAACAGAAGUCAAUUGGGGACCAACAGUUUUUGGCUACCGACAUUCUUCAAAAUAUCUUCUUUUGUGUUCUUUGGGAGAAAGAAAGUCAUACAUGUUUGACAUGAUAAGAGGGUGAGUAAAUGAUGACAGAAUCUUCAGUUUUGGAUGAACUUUCCCUUUAAGAAAAACAAAAAGAUUCAGAUUAGGACAAAGAUAAGUCAUUUGGAUACUCUAAUUCGAAUGUAUUUAAAAGUACAACAGUAGGAUAUGCCAUAAAGAGCUGACUAAAUAAAUAAGUAAAUGCAAACUACAGUACUGUAGAGAUAACUUAACACUAUAAGUAAAACCGAAUCAUGACUGCCUGUCCCCCAUUGGCCAUUCAUGAUCUAUCAGUAAGUAUGCAUGUGUGACUCUACCAAACUGACUCGUGCCACCCAGAUGGGCAUAGCAGGAAAACCACUGCGGCAUCCACUAGAUCACAGCUGCUCGAGUUCUGUGCAUACAAAUGAGGUCAGAGGUCAGCUGUGAAGUGUGAUCUAAGGACUGAAGGUCACUGCAUCUCUUUCACACUGAAAGAAGAGUGGUGUUAGUAUGCUCAUUCCAUCUCACUGCAGUUUGAGUGGCACAGACUCUUAAUGAUAUAGUAAAUAUCAUCUUGCAUAACUGAAACUUAAAACAAUUUCUAUAUGUUUUGAAAGAGGGACAGUUCAGCCAAGAAUGAAAUUUCUUUCAUUAUUUACUCAGCAUCAUGUCAUUCCAGACCUGUAUGACUUUGUUUCUUCUGCAGAACACAAAGGAAGAUAUUUUGAAGAAUGUUGGUAACCAAACAACAUUGGCCCCUCUUUGACUUCCAUUGUAUAGACACAAACCACAGAGACAUUUCUCAAAAUAUCUUCUUUCUUGUUUUGAACAAGAAAGAGUAAUACACAGCUUUUGAACAACAUGGGGGUGAAUAAAUGAUGACAGAAUUCGUUUUUACUUUUGGGUGAACUCUUUAAAAUGUCUUGAGCAUGUAACCUUUUCGUUAACAUGCUCCUGAAUGUUUCCCUCAGCAUUGUCAGUCUAUGUGACCCGAGCAACCUUUGUUUGCUCCGUUAACAGGCUGGAUGGGAAUGCGAGGGUCCCGUCCAGGGAUUCAGCCUUUCCGUAAGCAAAGGACGCACUGGAGAAGCCUGCCCCGUCAACAAGCGGUGCAUCCAAAGCCAAGAACCC
Molecule: messenger RNA, 9046 nt
Organism: Triplophysa rosa
Lineage: Eukaryota; Metazoa; Chordata; Actinopteri; Cypriniformes; Nemacheilidae
Gene: scn4ab
Product: sodium channel, voltage-gated, type IV, alpha, b
Exons: 26
Coding region: 73-5619 (1848 amino acids)
Biological process (GO): membrane depolarization during action potential; neuronal action potential; sodium ion transmembrane transport
Cellular component (GO): plasma membrane; axon; voltage-gated sodium channel complex
Molecular function (GO): voltage-gated sodium channel activity; protein binding
Source: RefSeq, a predicted model, not a curated record